CCAUCCCAUCAGAACCAAAUCUAUAAUUACUCCCCGAAACCAAUAUAUAAACCCCACCCCACAAUCGCCCUAAUCGCCUCGAAGCGCCAAAAGUAAUAAAACCCCCCAAGAUGGACGCCCAAGCCUACCUAAUCCGCCACGGCUGGUCCGGCCCGGGCAACCCACUUAACCCCAACCGUCGACCAGGCACCCACGGCGGCCUCGGACUCACGAAACCGAUUCUUGUGGCGCGGCGCAAAGGCAAUCUCGGCGUUGGCAAGACGACGACCAAAGACCCGACGAACCAGUGGUGGUUGCGCGGAUUCGAGGAUGCGCUGAAGGGCGUGGGGGAUGAGAAUAGUGUUGUGACGGAGAAGAAGCCGAAUGCGUUGACUAGUGAGCUUUACCGGUUUUUUGUGAGGGGGGAGGUCGUUCCGGGGACGCUUGGGCCGGGGGAGAAGCGGACAAAGGAGGAGCAGAAGUCUGAGUCGAGAAAGAGGAAGAAGGAUGAUGGGGAUGGGGAUGAGGAGGAGGACAGGGAGGCUAAGAAGCUGAGGAAGGAGGAGCGCAAGAGGAAGAAGAUUGGCAAGCUCGAGAGUGGGGGGGAUCCUACUGCCUCGACUGAUCGGUCUGAUUCUAAGGGUCGGAAGGAGAGUAAGGAGGAGAGACGGCAACGGAAGGAGGAGAGGAGGAGGAGAAAGGAAGAAAAGGAAAUGAAAAAGAAGAUGAAGAAGACAGCGGAGACGGAGGACAGCACCGGUACUGAUGAGAGUGGAAAGUCAUCUACUCGCAAGAGCAAGAAGGCGAAGGAAGGAUAUAACCCGGAAGAGGACUAUCCUACUCCGAUGUCGAUCGAAAAUGAUCAGACGGAGUCUAGUGGACACGAUGGAUCCACGACGACAAUAGAAAAGUCGAAGAAGAAAGAGAAGAAGGAAAAGAAGAAGGACAAGGAAAGCAAAAAGAAAAAGAGCGAGGAGCCCUCACUCGAGGACGGCUCGAAAUCAAAACCGAAAACCUCCAAGGGUUCCAAAAAUUCAAGAACAGUCUGAACUGAUUGAUGGUACAUUCGCUUUUUAAAGGAUAUCAUUGUUUGCCGAUGGCCGUACAUAGAUAGAUACCCAUUUUGCUACAGCUACAGCGGUUCUUAUGAAGAUCGUAUUUUAUAUCAUAAGACAUCUGAAUCUGAUAUCCUUAUUUUUACCACCAUAAUUCGUAACAAGCUCAA
This is a messenger RNA of Aspergillus alliaceus, 1204 nucleotides long. RefSeq lists its product as uncharacterized. Bases 111 to 1028 code for a protein of 305 amino acids. NCBI's taxonomy places the organism in Eukaryota, Fungi, Ascomycota, Eurotiomycetes, Eurotiales, Aspergillaceae. The record is from RefSeq and is a predicted model, not a curated record. The transcript has a single exon.